Messenger RNA from Miniopterus natalensis, 1650 nucleotides. RefSeq names its product adhesion G protein-coupled receptor A1 (gene ADGRA1). NCBI's taxonomy places the organism in Eukaryota, Metazoa, Chordata, Mammalia, Chiroptera, Miniopteridae. The record is from RefSeq and is a predicted model, not a curated record. Gene Ontology annotation, cellular component: glutamatergic synapse; postsynaptic density; plasma membrane. Gene Ontology annotation, biological process: cell surface receptor signaling pathway; G protein-coupled receptor signaling pathway. Gene Ontology annotation, molecular function: G protein-coupled receptor activity.
UGCACGGCCGUCAUGCUGCUCUGUCUCCUCGCCUCGGUCAUCACCUACCUCAUGCACCAGAGCGCCAUCCGGAUCAGCCGCAAGGGGAGGCACACGCUCCUGAACUUCUGCCUGCACGCGGCCCUGACCUUCACGGUGUUCGCGGGCGGCAUCAAUCGUACCAAGUACCCCGUCCUGUGCCAGGCGGUGGGCAUCGUGCUGCAUUACUGCUCGCUCUGCACCAUGUUGUGGAUCGCCGUGACCGCCAGGAACAUCUACAAGCAGGUGACCAAGAAGGCCCCACCGUGCCCAGGGGCAGACCAGCCUCCAUACUCCCAGCAGCCCCUGCUCAGGUUCUACCUCAUCAGUGGAGGGGUUCCUUUCAUCAUCUGUGGGGUCACGGCUGCCACAAACAUCAGGAAUUACGGGACGGAGGACUCAGACUCGGCAUACUGCUGGAUGGCCUGGGAGCCCAGCCUGGGCGCAUUCUACGGGCCAGUGGCCUUCAUUGCCCUGGUCACCUGCGUGUACUUCCUGGGCACCUAUGUCCAGCUGCGGCGUCACCCGGAGCGUAGAUACGAGCUCAGGGAGCGGACGGAGGAGCAGCAUCGGCUGGCAGGGCCGGAGGCUGGCCACAGCCCCAGGGCCCCCCGGGGUAUGCCGUCCACCUGCGCCACCCUGGCCGCCUCGCUGCUGCAGAAUGAGCACUCGCUCAAGGCCCAGCUGCGGGCUGCUGCCUUCACACUCUUCCUGUUCACGGCCACGUGGACCUUCGGGGCCCUGGCUGUGACACAGGGCCACUUCCUAGACAUGGUCUUCAGCUGCCUCUACGGCGCCUUCUGUGUGACGCUGGGGCUCUUCGUGCUCAUCCACCACUGCGCCAAGCGGGACGACGUGUGGCACUGCUGGUGGUCUUGCUGCCCUUCCCGCCGGGACACUCAGGCCUCAAAGCUCAGUGCCCACCCCACGCUUGAUGCCAAUGGGGACGCACUGGGACAUGCCACCUGCCUGCAGGAUUCGCCUUGUGUUGGCAAGCCACGGGGUUUUGGGCACCCAUCGGCCAGCCACUGCAAGAUGACCAACCUGCAGGCCACCCAGAGCCAUGUCAGCUGCCUGUCGCCAGCCACACCCUGCUGUGCCAAAAUGCACUGUGAGCAGCUGAUGGAGGACAUGGCCCAUGUCCACCUGCACGAGGAAGACGAAUUUGGGCACGACCCACACCUGCACAGGUGCCUCCAGGGCAGAACUAAGCCUCACUACUUCAGCCGGCACCGGGCAGCCGCAGCCGAGCAGGAGUAUGCCUAUCACAUCCCAUCCAGCCUGGACGGCAGCCCCCGCAGCUCACGCACAGGCAGCCCCCCCAGCUCGCUCGAAGGCCCGGCAGGGAUGCACACGCUGGCCUGCUGCGCCCAGGGCGACCCCUUCCCCUUGGUCAGUCAGCCCGAGAGCGGCAACAUCAGUCCCACGCUCUAUAGCUGCGCCCCACGGGCCAGCAGGGAGGUAGGCCGCGGCCCAGCCCACUUUGAGAUGCUCCGGAGGACACAGUCCCUGUCCUUUGGUGGCCCGGAGAAUGGGCUGCUCAAGGGCGACAUGUGCGAAGCCGUGCCUUAUGGUGCUGACAUCACAGGCAACAUCCGAACCGGGCCCUGGAAGAAUGAGACGACUGUGUAG